Osmerus eperlanus (European smelt) is the source of this 2190-nucleotide messenger RNA. It is a transcript of the gene bean1, whose product is annotated as brain expressed, associated with NEDD4, 1. Bases 163 to 897 code for a protein of 244 amino acids. The transcript has 5 exons. The record is from RefSeq and is a predicted model, not a curated record. NCBI's taxonomy places the organism in Eukaryota, Metazoa, Chordata, Actinopteri, Osmeriformes, Osmeridae.
AGCUAUUUAAGGGACAGGGACGCCAGCCUAGCGUGGGAUUUCAUUUCUUCUGCGGCAGCUGUGGACGUCGUCGCUCGGCUCGGCAGAGACAUCCAGCUCAGCUUCUGAUACUGUCUGGUUAACAGGUUGAGAUGUUGCUGUAGGUACAGACAAAGGGAGUACAUGCUAAUGAAAUUGAUCUGCUCAGUGAGCGCCAACCAGAGCAGCCCAGCCCAUGACUACCCAGACUGCCGUGUGGGUGGCGGGGAGGCCAGUCUGCUGGUGUCUCCUCUGGUGGUGGCGGGCAUCGUCAUCGGCCUGGUCCUCCUCCUAUCCUGUGUCACCAUCAUUGUGGGCAGCCUGCGUAAGGACAGCCGUCUGCACAACCCACACCUGCGUGCCAGCUACGCCCCUGACGGUCUCUCCUACGGGGGCUCUCUUGGGGACCUGAGGUCCACCUGCAUGGAUGAGUUUCCUCCUGCCUUCGACUUUGACUCCUACACAGAGAGCCUGUCUCAGAGCCACACCCUGUACCCUGACUCUCCUCCUCACUAUGAGGAGUGUGUGGGGCCCGGAGCCACACAGAUCUAUGUUCCCACAGAUGAUCCUCCUCCCUACUCACUGACGGACCCCUGUCAGCAGGACCAGGAGACCCCCUACAGAAGCCUGGAGACAUCUGCUUCAGCUUCCUGGUUAGCUCCCAGCACUGCCUCACAUUACCCAAUCAGACUUCAGGAUCUCAGGCGGCAGCCAAUCGCCUCCAUCUCCCUUUCAACCCUCCCCCAAGAGGAUGCACCCCCUUACGAGGCAGUGGUGCAUGAACAGAACCAACCCCUUCCCUUGAUGCCACUGGACGUGCUCAAAUACCAAUCAGAAAACAGCCUCCCGCCUCAACCAGAUCAGCACAGGAUUCUGUAAAAGUAGGGCUGUGGAAAUCUUACUGUAAAACCAGAACUGGGCCUAUAGAACUCUUCCUAUAGAACUGGACUUGGGUCUGUAAAACUCUUCCUAAAGAACUGGAACAGGGACUGUAGAACUCUUCCUACAUAAACUGGAGCUGCGUGUGUAAAACCAGACGCCCCCCCCCCCCCCCCCCCCCCCCCCGCUGCCACAAUCCCUGCUCUCCAUAUUAGGAUGGUGCUGCUGUCUCCCAGCAGAGCCUCCUGCUGCUUGCAGCAGCCUGGCCUCCACUCUACUGCCUGAUUCACACAGACCCUACCUCUGGGAUAAGUGUCCUCAUCCCAAGAUGUCCGCCGCAUCAUCCCUUUAACCCUGGCUCACCGCACCGCCAUGGAAACGUAGGCAUUCCUUGUCACUGGUGCAUUGUGGGGGUUGUAGUAGAAUGUUUCCUUUCUAAGAAUGAAGAUGCUUGUAGGAAGUGUCCCUCUUACUGUUGACAUAGAGUUAACACACAGAUACUGUAGAAUGUUCCGUUAGCGCCUUCCUAAAUCUCACAUUCCAUUCCAACACAUCCUGUUCCAACAGACUGAUCUUUCCCACAUUCAAUAACAUUACAGCUCUGUAUGUAGCAGGUCUUUAAGACUCCUUUGAUUAAUGGCAGUACGUCCAUGUUGUUUGUUCAAUAGUGAGUUUAGGUUUUGCACUAUUGCAUGAAAGGUCUUCCUUUCUGCACUGUAGACUUGCAUGGUCCCUGAGUGUGCACUAUUGGCACUGCCCUCUACUGUGGAGCAGGGCUUUUUUAGACACAGACUGUUCUGGCUCUACCUCCCAUGACCUCAUGCUCAUACAGUACAAUACCUUAUCCAGAUACCUGGAGACAUGCUUUAGACACGUGUUAGACAUUGCUUUUCCCAUGUCGUAGGACUGGACUCAGACGUCAGCUUAGCAGGCUAAUGCAGACAAACACAUGUGCUGUGGUGACUUGUCCUCCCUCCUUCCUCUUCUGUUGCUUUCUAUCAGCCCCCCAUGAUGAGGUUAAUCACUGUGAGCACCAUCAGUUUGGUAGUUUACUUUUGUAGUUUACAAUCAUAGUUAGGUUAUUUAGACAGCUUGCUUCAAUGAUUAACUAUGGACUCAAGUCAUAGUUCACCAUGGUAAUUUACUAUGGAAGUUUCCUGUUCAGAAAGUCAACAUUAACUAUUGUAGUUUGGAUUCUCACAUUUCGCUAUGGUAGUUUACUAUGGUAGUUUGCUAUGGUUUGCUUACUACUAUAAUUUACUGCAAUGGUUAAUUAUUAGGGAGUCAGAUGGC